UUUGUCCCCGGCUUCAAAGCGGAAGUAAUGUGCUGCAUGUUUCUGCUGUUUGUAAUUCCGCUGCUGUUGCUGUUGUCAUACUGCGUCCUGUCCUGUGUCUGUUGGUGUUAUAACAGUAUCUUUUUGUGUGUGUGCACGAGAACGGAUCGGUUAAGGUUUUGUGUGUAUCGUAAGGAAUGGAUGUAAAUAAGGUACAGGAGGAUACUGUGUCCAUGGAUGAGCUGGAGGAUGAGGAGCUGUGUGAAGCUCUCGCCGUUUUGGCUGGCAGUGAUCCGGAUAAGUGUUCAUAUUCUCGGGGAUAUGUGAAAAGACAGGCUGUGUUUGCUUGCAGCACUUGCACAGGUGAGGGCAUGGAGCCGGCUGGAGUCUGCCUGGCCUGUGCUAACACCUGCCACGAUGAUCACCACAUCUAUGAACUGUACACGAAAAGGAGCUUUCGCUGCGAUUGUGGGAAUAGCAAGUUCGGCUCAUUUAAAUGCAAACUGAUCCCUGACAAAGAGGGAAAGAACAACAAGAACAUUUAUAAUCACAAUUUCUUUGGCCGUUACUGCUCCUGUGACAGACCUUACCCUGAUGAGGAUGAUAAGGUUGGUGAAGCAAUGAUUCAGUGUAUUCUCUGUGAAGACUGGUACCACUCAAAGCAUCUAGGUUGUGCAGUUGUGGACUCUGAGGAGUUACUGGAGAUGGUGUGUGAGAGUUGUAUGAACAGAGCUCCCUUCCUUUGGACCUAUACUGCCUACUUUGCAGUUCCCCCAGUAACCAAAGUGAGUCUCAAUAAAGAGGAUGAGGAUGACCCCGUGGCAGGAAAUAAAGAAGAGAAGGAUGCAGGGUUGCCUUCAUGCAGUAAUGGCCAUGAUGAGCCCUCCACAAGUAAAGACUGUCAAAAGGAAGCAAAGCUCACUAGUAAUGGAAUUAUGGCUGUAAACCACAAGAGGAAGCAUGAGGAGAUGGAGAGGUGUCCUGCUAUGUGCCAGUCUGAAACUGCAUCAUGCAUACUGAAGGAUUUAAAGGCCAAAGGCUUGGUGAGGCCAAGGGUGGGGGCAGUGUUCUGGCCAUAUGAUUGGCGGUCCAAGCUUUGCACUUGCACAAACUGCAAGAGAUCAUAUGUGGAGGCUGGUGUUCAUUUCCUGAUGGAUGAGUCAGAUACCGUGCUCGCAUAUGAGAAUAAGGGUGAGACAUUGCUGGAGGAAGACCUGCUCAUGUCCUGCCUCAGUUCCCUGGAUCGUGUCCAGCAACUGGAGAUCAUUUACCAUGGAUGCUAAAUUGUACAAAGAGCAGAACUUUGGAGAUAACAGAGGACUGGUGGAGAGGAAUGGCAGGGACCUAGUGGUGAAGAUGCCAGAGGAUUCCUUUGGACGUUUAAUACUAAAAUGCCAAGCCUGGGUCUUCAUCUUUACUGUGUUUUGACAGGUUGGAAUUAAAGGAGGGACAGCCACCCAAAAAGCAGUUUUGUAGUAUCUUACAUUUUAACAAAUGGUAGUAUCUGGUUUUUUUGGAUGGGAUAGUGGUCUUAAAAUAUUUUUAUUUAUUUAUUUAUUUAUUUUUUAUAUAGCACCUAUCUCAAACCCAAGGUCACUUUACAUCAGCAUGAUGAGCAGUGAUUUUCUCUUAAAGUAUUUUUCUCUAACAGUUGUCAAGGUUGCUCAGUUUUGAAGAACUCGGGCAAAAUGUCCAGAGCUCAUAAGGGUAGCGUGUUGGUCUCUGUAAUAUCAGUAGCCAAAAGAUAAUCUCUCUAGAUCUUGAAGACAACUUGCAGAAUAUCCCUUUGGCAAGCUCGGACAGCACAGUGUCACCGUGGCAGCACAUUAUUUUUGGCUUUCUUACCAGCUCCACGUUUUAGUUCUGUAGGGAAAGCAAUAACGUGAAGAAAUGUAUUACCACCCACAUUUAAUUGAGCAGUAACAUAAUCACACAUUAAGGUAUAACAUGUAUAAGUACUGUGCUCAUCAGGCCUCAAGGUAAUGUUUAGUUUAAGAAAGGUCAUGCACUUUGAAUUAUUUUUCAUGGAAGUCUAGGGGAAGAUGAUUUUCUCCUACUCAAUAAAAGAACAUUUGAUAAUAUUGAAUUUGGACCAAGGGUUAAUAGUAAGCCAAGAUGCCCUGUUGGUUGAAA
Molecule: messenger RNA, 2112 nt
Organism: Ictalurus furcatus (blue catfish)
Lineage: Eukaryota; Metazoa; Chordata; Actinopteri; Siluriformes; Ictaluridae
Product: putative E3 ubiquitin-protein ligase UBR7
Exons: 10
Coding region: 177-1262 (361 amino acids)
Cellular component (GO): cytoplasm
Molecular function (GO): zinc ion binding; ubiquitin protein ligase activity
Source: RefSeq, a predicted model, not a curated record